AUGCCAACGAGCCCGCUGAAGCGCCCGUCCGGCGGCGGCGGCCGCCUGGGCCGGCUCCUGGCGUCCCUGCGCCCGCCCGAGCGCGCUGGGCCGCUCCCGGUCCAGACCGGCUUCCCGACCUCCCUCGCUGAUAUCGUCGUCAAGAACCACGGCCGCCUCAGGAACCCCAGGAGGCGGCACCGCGCCCCCGGCGCCGCCGUCCCGCCGGCCGCCGCUUCCGCGGAGACCCAGCAAAGGCCCGAGCUUUUGGUGGAUCACGACGCCGCGGCGGCGGCGGCGGCAUCGGCAGCGGCAGCGGCAGGAGCACCGGUGCCGACCGGCCCCGGCAAAGGCGCGGGCUUCAGCAUCCGGCCGGGGCUCCUCGCGGCCGGCGGCGCCGUGGCGCUGGCGCUGGCGCUGCUGGUGAUCUGGAGCAAGCAGCUGGUGGCCGCGGCCACGCUCGCGUCGGUGGCGCUGUCCUGGAUCGAGUCCGCCAGGACCAUGCGUGCUCGGCGGCCGGAGACGAAGAAAGAAGUGGAUUCGCGCCGCGGGCGCGGAUGCGUCUCGCCGAUACGGGAGGCGGCGGAGUCGCCGAGGCCGUGCGAGUGCGAGUCUGACAACGGAGGCAGCGACGCCGCCUCAUUCUGGUCCGCCGACGCCGACAGCAGCGACCUCGGCUGCGACGACUCGUCGUCGUCGGUGAAUAACCCGAAGCGGAAACAGAGCAGGAGGUCGCUGCGGAAGCUACUCGCCAACAAGUUGCGGAACGGCAUGACGCCCCGGGGCAAGGACUGUCGGCACGAGAAGCCGGGCGCUGGCGAGUCCAACGCCGAGCCAGCAGCAGCAGCAGAUGCUGCUCCCGCCGAGGGGACGCCAGCGGCGCCACCGGAGGCGACCACCGUCACUGACGACGGCGAGCGGUGGCACCGUCAACGCGGGGCCGCAUUGCCGUUGCCCGCGCUCGUGCCGAUCAUCCUCGCGGGCCUCGUCGCCGGGAAGCUCUCGGCGCUGGCGCUGGCGGUGCUCUGCGCGGCGUUCUCCAGCUCAGUCGAGAGAGUUCCAGCAGGGCAGGCCAGCAGGUAG
Molecule: messenger RNA, 1062 nt
Organism: Miscanthus lutarioriparius
Lineage: Eukaryota; Viridiplantae; Streptophyta; Magnoliopsida; Poales; Poaceae
Source: the annotation of a GenBank genome assembly